Xylona heveae TC161 is the source of this 728-nucleotide messenger RNA. RefSeq lists its product as hypothetical. The coding region runs from base 150 to 590 and encodes 146 amino acids. The record is from RefSeq and is a predicted model, not a curated record. NCBI's taxonomy places the organism in Eukaryota, Fungi, Ascomycota, Xylonomycetes, Xylonales, Xylonaceae. The transcript has a single exon.
UGGUUUGCUGGCAGUAACGGAAGAUUUCUUAUCGUUCCACAGCAGCAUUCUAGUCAACUAAUGUCCGAUGAAGCAUUAGGGAUCUUGCAGUUGUUUUGUCCAAAAUUUGGGGAUUGCAGCUCCCCCAUGUCGUCUUUCCGCGCUUCCACAUGAGCCAUGCAUUGCAAAGCUUGGCAUGCCGUGGAAAUGUCUCCGGGCCGCUCCCUGCUUUAUAUCUACCUUUUACAUUAGUCACUUCACUAAUCCUUUUUGUACUGUACCCUUCAAGGGAGUCUCGGGACGCUUCACCGGUGGCGCUGUGGCGCCCCUUGCGGGCCCUUUCAAGAUGCAGCGUCACAUUUCUGCCCUCAGAUAUCAAUUUCCCCUCUGCAAAAACCCCCCUGUACACCCGUCAUCCCAACAUUUCUCUCACCGAUAUAUGCGCAACGAGCCUCUUCUAUCCUCUUUCGCCUUGGUCCUGCUUUCCCAAGAAACGUAUAAGCACUCGUUUUGUAAAAUCUUGCCGCUUGACGAAGAACCAGCUCACGUAUGUUGAAAAUUUCCACGUUGACAAUUUGCAUAAACUACUGCAUAGCCGCAUUUCUUUCUAACCAUUCCCGCUGAGUCACGAAGGCGUGAAGUGACUAAAUUCUGUUUGCUGAAUGUUGGGAGUUUUAAUUGUUUGUCCUUUUGACCAGUGAAAGUCUGCUUCGUCUGCCAUAAAAGUUCAUCCUCUUCCGCCACCGAUC